AUGCACGAGACGUGGAAGGGGCACAUGCCCUUUUCAUGCGAAGUUCUGGUGCCAUCCGUUGAGCCGUGCACGAAAGCUAAGUUCUACAAACAGUACACGAUUUGCGGUAGCCCGGAGUUCUUCAGGAUCGAAGAAGCCGCCAGCAAACGUACUGCCAGAGAAGUGCUGGAAGUUUUGCAAGCAAUAGACCCAGCAAAGCCGCAGCUGGCGGAUUACUGGGAAGCAAACUAUGCGCCGUUUCCAGGGGCAAGAAUCAAGAUCCACGCAGCGCAUUUAGCAGCCAGCCUCGGGAGCGUGGAGGUUCUGAAAUGGCUCCGGAUGCUUAGCUGCAGUCGUGUGUCGAGAGUGUAUGUUUGUGUGUUAUAG
Symbiodinium necroappetens is the source of this 366-nucleotide messenger RNA. The record is from the annotation of a GenBank genome assembly. NCBI's taxonomy places the organism in Eukaryota, Dinophyceae, Suessiales, Symbiodiniaceae.